Molecule: messenger RNA, 3073 nt
Organism: Epinephelus fuscoguttatus (brown-marbled grouper)
Lineage: Eukaryota; Metazoa; Chordata; Actinopteri; Perciformes; Serranidae
Gene: gpatch1
Product: G patch domain containing 1
Exons: 20
Coding region: 51-2957 (968 amino acids)
Biological process (GO): mRNA processing
Cellular component (GO): nucleus
Molecular function (GO): RNA binding
Source: RefSeq, a predicted model, not a curated record
CGUAAACUGCGAGGUUUGUCCUUCCGCUCCCACCGUAGUUAUUGUAAAACAUGGCGUCCGACAGUGAUAGCGACGAGGAUUUUGUGACUUACGGGACUCCUCUGGAGCCUUUGGAAGAAGAUGAGCCGUUGAAGAAACCCGUCCCACUCCACGAGCAGACGGUGAAGGAUGAGAAGGGACGGUAUCAGAGAUUCCAUGGAGCGUUCACUGGAGGGUUCUCAGCCGGUUAUUUCAACACUGUCGGCACUAAAGAAGGCUGGGCCCCGUCAACCUUCGUGUCGUCCCGGCAACAGAAAGCUGAGAAACAUCAUGCCAGACCGGAAGAUUUCAUGGACGAGGAGGACUUCAGCGAGCACGGCAUUGCUCCCAGAGAGAUUACCACCAGUCAGGAGUUCUCGUCCAGUCGUAGAGACGCGACCAGAGAGAAGGCGAGAGCCAUCAACGCUCAGGCGGCGCUGAUCCCUGGAGACACUCUGCUGGAGGAGCUGAUCACACCUGCCAGCUCAUCCAUCGGGGUGGAGCUGCUGAUGAAGAUGGGCUGGAAGGAGGGUCAGGGUGUCGGGCCUCGAGUGAAGAGGAAAGCUCGCCGACAGCAGACGGAUGGGAGCUGCAGAGUUUUGGGCCCUGCGCUGCCCCCUGCUGGAUCAGAGCACUCAGAGGAUGAUGAUGAUGAUGGUGAUGAAGAGUUUGCUCCAGAGAACGUGACCUUUGCUCCGAAGGAUGUGACUCCGUUUGACUUCACUCCCAGGACUGGGGUUCAGGGUCUGGGGUACCGUGGUCUGGACCCGGGCCUGGCUCUGCUGGGCGGAGGGGCACCUGAACACAUCGACCUGUUCAGGCCGCAGUCUGAGGCGAGGAGUCGGCUGUUUGGAGGCGCUCACAGAGGCUCACGAAGAGGAGGCGUGGCCGGACAGGCGUUCGGGGUGGGGGCGCUGGAGGAUGAUGACGAAGAUAUUUAUCACAGAGACUCCAUGUCCAGAUAUGACACUGUGCUGGGAGGAGAGGAGCCUGGAGACGGCCUGUACGGCUGGACGGCGCCGCAGCAGUACACCAAGAAAAAAGACAAAAGCAAAGACGCGUCGUACCUCGGUAAAAUCCUGGAGGGAUUCACUCUGGCCCAAAAAUCAUCUGAGGAAAAAACAAUUUUCCCUCCUCCGUCUCUGCCCAGAGAUUAUCGUCCUGUCCAUCAUUUCCGUCCGUCACUGGAUGUUUCGGGUCUCUCUGGGGUCAGUCCGGCGCUGGCUGAGGCUCUGAGGAACUCCAGGGGUCACAUGGUCACAGAGGAGCCCCAACAAGGAGGACGCCACCAGCUGGACUCCGGCCAGAGGAGGGCGCUGCUGGGAGAAAACACCCUGCAAGGUCCCAGUUCAGUCAUGGAGCUCCUGAAACCUGAAGACCGACAACGACUGCUCAACCUCCGCAACUCCUCCAACCUGCCCUCCGCCAAAACCACCACCCCGCCCUCCCACGAUACGGCGCGGUCGUUGGCAGGGUCGGUGCCUGCAGCCUCCUCCUCUGUCUCCUCCUCUUCUUCUGUCUCCUCCUCCUCGUCUGGUUUCCAGCAGCAGCAGGAGGCUCUGACAGCUUGGAGGGGAGUCCAGAGCUCCUCGCAGACCUUCAGACCAUUUGAGAAAAACCCGAGCAAACAGGCGCGCUACGAGCUCUACCUGAAGCGCCUCCAACAGGGAGACAAAGACGGCCUGGAGCAGAGUCUGGACCCGGGGAUGACGGAGUGGGAGCGCAGCAGAGAGAGGGAGGAGUUUGUCCGAGCCUCCAUCCUGUACAGACCCACCUCCUCCUCGCUGUCCUCACGCUUCACCAGGGCCAAAAACUCAGAGGACGACGAAGACAGCGUGGAGGUCGUCCGGGACGAGGAGGGCGACGUGGAUGACAAGCAGGCUGCCGUAAAAAUGAAGAUGUUCGGAAAACUGACCAGAGAAACGUUCCAGUGGCAUCCUGACAAACUGCUCUGCAAGAGGUUCAACGUCCCCGACCCUUACCCCGGGUCGGGUUUGGUCGGUCUGCCCAAAGUGAAGAGAGACAAGUUUUCAGUCUUCAACUUCCUGACUGUGACGGAGAGCCGAGAGACUACAGCUCCUCCAAAGCCUCCAGAGGCAGGGAAAAAGUCCAGGUGGGACGUUUCAGACCAGAAGGAGAAGAAGAGUGAUCCGCUGAGUGAGCUGCUCAGCGCCGCACGACACCAGACUGAGACCUCCACAUCUGCUCUGCCUGCUCCACCUGCUCCACCUGCCUCCAGCAGCACCAGUGAUCAAACUCCAGACACUAAAACAGAGACGGAAUCAGCUGAUCAGCAGAGCUCAGACAAGAAGAAAGAAGGUGAUGAAGAGGAGGAGGAGGAAGAGGAGGAGAGCAGGCCUCCCAUGGAUCUGUUUAAGGCCAUCUUCGCCAACUCCUCUGAUGAAAAAUCCUCCUCUUCAUCAGAGGGAGAGAGCAACGACGAGGAGGAGGUGGUGAAGGACACAAAGAAGGACGAGGUCAGAGCUGACACACAGCCGCUGAACCUCUUCAACAUCACCUCCUCUGUCACCUCCUCCUCUGUCACCUCCUCCUCCGUCACCUCCAGCCAGCAGACAGCGACAGUCUCCUCUCAGAACUCGACACAACAAGAAAAAGAAGAAGAAGUGUUUGGUCCGAAGCUGCCGCCUCCUUCAGCUGCUCUCAUCAGAGGAGGCGCCACCUCCCCCUGUGAGGAGGAGAAACCCAGCAGGAGGAGCAAAGAGAAGAAACACAAGAACAAGAAGCAGCACAAACACAAGAAGGAGAAGAAGAAGAAGAAACAUAAGAAGCACAAACACAAAGCGAAGCAGCAGAAGAAGAAGGAAACAGACAGCAGCGACGAGGACAGCGACGAGGACAGCGACGGCGAGGAUGCACAUGUGACCACAGACGAGCUGCUCAAGAGACUGAAAAACAUGCGGUCACAUCAGACCUGGUGAAGACGGUGGAGUGUGUCCCCUGUGUCCUCUGUGAGGACGUCCAUCUGCUCUACACUUGAUUUUACACAGCUGGUCACAUGUUGUUACUGCGGGUUUAACAUAAUAAAAUGUUUAUA